AGAUACAGAUACAGAUAGUUUAUUCGGAUCCUCCAUAAGAUGGAUUUUCUGGUACCCACGUCAGUUACAUAAUAUGCAAAAGUACACCACAAUGCUGCAAUAAAACAGUUAAAAUAGAUCAUACCUAUUACAUCAUAAAAUGUCGACUCCGUACGCUACCAAUGUAUCACAUGAAACUGAGUCACAUGUGGCUAUUCCAAGUGCUAGCUGCACGGUAGAAAAAGCCACGUCGGGCAAACGCUGUCCGGACCUUGGGCAGGUGAAGCUGACCACCCGCCGUCGCCCGGGUGCACCGGGCCGACACAUCAGCUUAAGCUUAAAGCUUAAGCUUCAAGCUUAAGCACUUAAUGGUGGUCUGUCGUGUGCGACCCACGCCGGCGCCGCUCCCGGCACCUGAAGAGGCAUGCUGAUUCAGACGGGCGCCAGUCCGCCGUGCAGUCCGGUCAUGGCCGGCAAGCCGCCGCCGCCGCCGGAGCGCGUCAAAUGCGUGCUGGUCGGAGACGGCGCCGUGGGAAAAACGUCCAUGGUGGUCAGCUACGCCACCAACGGCUACCCGAGCGACUACCAGCCAACGACCUAUGACGACUACAACGUGGAUGUGGUGGUGAACGGAAGGCCCGUCAAACUGCAGCUUUGUGAUACGGCCGGUCAGGAGGACUUUGACUGGCUGCGGCGGGUCUGGUACUCGGACACAGACGUCUUCGUGGCCUGCUUCAGCGUGGUGUCGCCGAGCUCGUUCCAGAACGUGCCGCAGAAAUGGGUGCGCGAGAUCCGCGAGUAUCACCCGCAGGCGGCCAUCGUGCUGGUCGGAACACAGUCCGAUCUGCGCUCCAACGUCAAGGUGCUAAUAGAACUGGACAAGUACCGAGAGGUACCGGUCACGGAGGCAGACGCCCGGCGGCUGGCACACAACAUUGGCGCCGACACCUACAUCGAGUGCUCGGCGCUGACGCAGAAAAACAUAAAGGAAGUGUUCGACCAGUGCAUUCUCAGCGGGCUGGAGGCGCGGCGCCGCCCUCCGCCGCCGCCGCCCGGCCACAAGAAGCGGCGCGGCUGGCGGCGCUGGCUGUGCAUGUGACUGUGACUGCGAGUGUCUGUGAAGGGACGCAGGCGGAGCGCCCCGCCGCCCAGGGACGGUCGCCGACCGGCGGUGGGAGAAGCGCCGCAAAAGUGCCGCCGCAUUUUCCACAUACUGUUGUCGUCUAUGUUUUACACCGUGUAUAAUGAUAAUUUUUAUGUCUUUAUCGCUGUGCCGCGUCGUUGAGAGCCGCUCGUUAAUAUUAUGUUAUAUACUUA
This is a messenger RNA of Amphibalanus amphitrite, 1296 nucleotides long. RefSeq names its product rho-related GTP-binding protein RhoU-like. Gene Ontology annotation, molecular function: GTPase activity; GTP binding. NCBI's taxonomy places the organism in Eukaryota, Metazoa, Arthropoda, Thecostraca, Balanomorpha, Balanidae. The coding region runs from base 404 to 1078 and encodes 224 amino acids. The transcript is spliced from 5 exons. Gene Ontology annotation, biological process: small GTPase-mediated signal transduction. The record is from RefSeq and is a predicted model, not a curated record.